ACGUCACUGCUAUCAUCUUCGUGGUGGCCAGCAGCAGCUACAACAUGGUAAUAAGGGAAGACAACAACACCAACAGGCUACGAGAAGCCCUGGACCUUUUCCGUAGCAUAUGGAACAACAGGUGGUUACGCACUAUAUCAGUCAUUUUGUUCCUGAACAAGCAGGACAUGCUGGCUGAGAAAGUAUUAGCGGGAAAAUCCAAAAUCGAGGACUACUUCCCUGAAUAUGCCCGCUACACCAUACCAAAUGAAGCAACUCCUGAACCCGGUGAAGACCCGAGAGUGACUCGAGCCAAGUUCUUCAUCCGGGACGAGUUCCUUCGGAUCAGCACUGCGAGCGGCGACGGCAGACAUUACUGCUACCCCCACUUCACGUGCGCCGUGGACACGGAGAACAUCCGGCGGGUGUUCAACGACUGCCGGGACAUCAUUCAGAGAAUGCACCUGCGGCAGUACGAACUCUUGUGAUGGACAGGAGACCGUCUCCGUCAGCCUUCUGUGUUUUAUCUCCGCCAUUCUGCAUCCUUGACGAACCCUGACUACUCCUCCUCCACCCGUGCUCCUCCCCCCCUCAGACCACCCCUCCUGUCGAGGAAUACAAAGUACUACUGAAGUGUGUCAAAUCCUCCUCAUCCUUUUUGACCUUUUUGUAUUUUUUUCUUUU
Messenger RNA from Nematolebias whitei (Rio pearlfish), 663 nucleotides. RefSeq names its product guanine nucleotide-binding protein G(s) subunit alpha. Gene Ontology annotation, molecular function: GTPase activity; G protein-coupled receptor binding; G-protein beta/gamma-subunit complex binding. Lineage: Eukaryota; Metazoa; Chordata; Actinopteri; Cyprinodontiformes; Rivulidae. Gene Ontology annotation, biological process: adenylate cyclase-modulating G protein-coupled receptor signaling pathway. The record is from RefSeq and is a predicted model, not a curated record. Gene Ontology annotation, cellular component: heterotrimeric G-protein complex.